UCUUUCUCUUAACUUUCCCUCUCCCACUCUCUUUCUCUCCACACAUCUGGAGGGUGUCUGGUGUGACUGUGACUCCUCGUCUGCUAUGGGACAGCCUGCGUUUGGACUGGACGUCAGACUUCGGUGCGUUUCGGCAAACGUUGGUCGGACGGGUUGCUGAGGAUUGAAGCUUCAGCCACCGCAGAGAAAGAGAGAAAGAGGACAGAGAACUGGUUGCCUGUUGUUGUUGUUGGCCUGGAGAGCUCAGCAGUGGACAUGGCCUUUCCCAAGCAUUCCUUCCUGCAGGCCAUGAGUGUGCUGCUCUUGGCCUCGGUGUUGGUGCGUUGCCAGACCUCUCUCGAACCAGAGGAAGAGGACGAGGAAGAGACCGGCACCGCUGUUGCGACGGCAAAAUCCGAGCCGCUCGAAUGUCCGUCGGAGUGCAGCUGUACGGCAGAAGGGGCAGUGGACUGCGCUGGAGUCGACCUCACGGAGUUCCCCGCCGAGCUGCAUGACAGAACGCGACAGCUCUCUCUGCAGAACAACAAAAUUGCGGAGAUAACCGUGGAGCACAUUUCCCAUCUGCAUCAGCUCGAGACGCUCAACCUUCAGAACAACUGGCUUACCACCAAUGGCCUUGAAGAUGAAGGUUUUGAGAUGCUUGAAGAGUUGGCUUAUUUAUACUUGGCAAAUAACAAGCUCAACUUAGCUCCAAAAGUCCUACCACCCUCUUUGGUCAGUGCGGAUUUUGCUGCUAAUCAGCUUACAAGGAUCUACCCAUAUACGUUUGGCCAAAAACCAAAACUGAGGUCUGUGUAUCUCCACAACAACAAGUUGACUGACGCAGGACUUCCUGACAAUACGUUCAAUGGUUCUGACAAGCUGGAGAUUCUCACCAUGUCCAGCAACUUCCUGCGAGUUGUCCCAACGAACUUGCCCUCCAGCCUUUACCGUCUUCAUCUGAAGAAUAACAUGCUCGAGAAAAUCCCAGCGGGGGCCUUUGACAACUUGUCAAACCUCAGAGAGUUGUAUCUCCAGAACAACCUUCUCAACAAUGAGGGCAUGGACAACGAGACUUUCAGCCAAUUGAGCAGCCUGGAGUGUCUGGAUUUGUCAAAUAACAACCUGAGCGUCGUCCCCAAGGGUAUGCCACGCAAUCUAGUGCUGCUUCAUCUGGAGAAGAACUCCAUCAAUAGUAUCCCCGGAGACGCUCUUGCCUCUGUCCGAAACCUUGAGUACCUGCUCCUCCACAAUAACAAGCUGCGCUCACGUUCCAUCCACCCGACUGCCUUCCAGGGCUUGAAGAAACUGCACACUCUCCACAUGUACAACAACUUGCUGGAGCGAGUUCCCAGGGGCUUGCCUAAGCGGGCAAAGACCCUAAUGAUGCUCCACAACUUCAUAAAUGAACUUGGCCGUAAUGACCUGGCCCUGUUGUUCUCCCUGACCGAGCUCAACCUUAGCUAUAACAAACUGACCAGCCCCAAAGUACAUCGUGAGGCCUUCAGAAAGCUGCGUAAUCUGGAAACCCUGGAGCUGUCGGGGAACAGCCUUCAAUCGAUGCCCAUGGGUCUUCCUCGCAGCCUGCAGGUGCUCGAAAUCAAGAGCAACCAGCUGAACUCUAUACCGGACGGUGCUUUGACGGGCAUGGAGAAGCUACAAAAGCUCAUCCUCAGCGACAACCAGCUGAAACUGAAUUCAGCCUACCAGGGAGCUUGGAUGGAGCUCAGUGCGCUCACAACACUAGACCUGUCUGGCAACCAGCUGUCACACAUCCCCCCUGACCUGCCUGAGUCUCUGGAGUACCUUUACCUUCAAGGUAACCGCAUCUCCAGUGUUCCUGCUUCAGCGUUUGAAGGCACUCCGAACAUCAAAGGCAUCUUCCUCCGGUUUAACCGCCUGUCUGUGGACAUUGUGGACGAGAGCUCGUUCGCAUACCUGUCCAACUUGCAAGUGCUGGACAUCGGCACAGAAAACACCGACCUCCCCUUUAAAAGAGAGGAGAUGGAGGAGGAGCAGGAAACAUAAAGAUGCGCUUGAAUGAACUGACGUUGGACUGCAUUGUGUGGAGGGCAGAACAGGCUUUUGAAUGGGAAUGAACCUGUGAACAUCAUUUCCCAUUUGAGCUGAGUUACACGCUGAGUUGGCAGAGUUACAUAUUUCUGGUGCAGGAUACCGGAUGAAGUUCCAUUAGUUUCCAUUUUUUGGGCUGGUUAGUAUAACAUAUCUUUAUAUCUGAGCUUUAAAUAUUUGUGUUGGACUGUUGACACGCAACAUCUAUCAUCUAAUUGUGUUUUUCAGCUUUAUUUAAAAAAAACACAUUCACAGAAGGGAAUUUACCAAAAUAUCCAAAAAUCUGAGCAGAGUGAAAACGAACACGUUGUUUACACGGUGUGAGUCUUCCUCUGCUGUUUGUCCUUGUGUUGCUGGCUGCCUCGUCUCCCUCCCCGGAGAAAAGUGAUUUAAUCAGAAAUUCUAUGAUCAAAUUUGUGUUUUCAUCGUCAAGGGGUGUAAGAUAAUCAGUUUCCCAUUAGAACCAACGAUUAUGAUUAUGUAUGAAUCUAAUUUCAAACUUUUGAAUGAAAGUCUGCAACCGUCAAAGUCUCAAUUUUAUUAUCGAUUAAUCUAUUGCUUUUUCUUCUUCAAGUAAUCGAUUAAUUACUUCGUCACGAAAUGUCAGAAAUGACGAAUACUCAUCACAAGGCUGAAGUGAUUUCGACAAUCCAGAAAACUCAUUACCUUUAUAAUGAUAGGAAAAAGAAAAGAUGACCCCACAUUUGAGAAGCUUUAAAUGUACAAUUCUUAAAACAUUCAUGAAAUCAAGCACAUUUUUUGUAGACACAUUGAGAGUUUUCAUUGUUACUGGCGGAGUACGCUUAUGUUUCACAUUCAAAUUGAGAAUCCGUCGACAAGGGUUCAUUGGACGGGAUGCACAUGUUUGAUCAUGAGUUCAGUAUUUCCGUGUUGGAUUACAUUGCAUUUUUUAUUAAAACAUUGCAUUUGAUAAAUUCUUUUAGCUCACCAUUUUGUUUGGAUGUGCUCCAGACCGACAGAGUUGCACUGGCUGUAACCACCGGUUACCACAGCGUCAAACCAACCGGGACUGAAAUGUUAAAGGGGCAGUUGACUCAAAAUCAAAACGUACAUAUUUUUCCUUUUACCUGUAGUGUUAUUUAUCAAUCGAGUGUUUGUAAUGUUGGCUAGCUCAGUGGUGCCAGGUGUGCUGCCAGCGUUGAGUAUAGAUGCGCUGUGAUGCUGUUGGCGGGUGAAGGUCUGUAUUUCCAGCACUCAUCAACACACCGCAAAACAGAUCGUCUAGAUUGACGUAUAGAAACAUAUGUGUUUUUGAUUUUAGGGUGAACUGUAACUAAAGUAAUUUACCUACAACGUGGAUGAUUGUUGAUAUGAUGAUCAUUUUU
Messenger RNA from Cyclopterus lumpus (lumpfish), 3398 nucleotides. RefSeq names its product podocan (gene podn). The record is from RefSeq and is a predicted model, not a curated record. Gene Ontology annotation, molecular function: protein binding. Lineage: Eukaryota; Metazoa; Chordata; Actinopteri; Perciformes; Cyclopteridae. The transcript has 12 exons. The coding region runs from base 256 to 2007 and encodes 583 amino acids.